GGCGGCGGCGACGGCGCCGCAACGGCCCGAGUUUUCCAUGUAGGGAACUCGGCAGUGCGACACAGAAGAGUGCGAACAUAGCAUGAAAAAAAACUCUAUCUGUCUGAUGCUCGCUCUUCUUAGUGGAUUUCUUUAAAACAAAACAAAAAAACAACAACAAGCCACACACAAACAACAAAUUUUCCAACUUUUGCCUCUUCUACAACAACAACAAGAAAAACGAACAAGAAUACAAGGAACAACAGCUGAUAACAACAACAAGAACAACAACAAACACACAACACGCAUCACAUAAAAGAAUUUCCCAGCGGCAAAUCUCAACGGAAUAUUUACUGAGUGCCAGUUUUUGGUCUCGAAAGUCAACCGCAAGUGCAUUCUAUAUACAUAUAUACAUACGCCAGAGUCACGCCCACAUACGCCCAUAGAGAGGAGUCGCAGAGCGUAAAGAAAAAUGGCGGCGUUCAUAGCGAAACAGAUGGUGGGAAACCAAUUAAGUGCCGUUAAAGAUGCUGCAGGCGGAGGUGAUGGCGGUGAUGAUGGCGACGAUAAGGAAAAGGCAGAGGAGGAGGAGAGAGAGCGUCAGGAGGCCAUACGUGAGGCCGAAGAGCGACGCAAGGAGAAGCAUCGCAAAAUGGAGGAAGAGCGCGAAAAAAUGAGACAGGACAUACGCGAUAAGUACAACAUCAAGAAAAAGGAGGAAAUCGUUGAGGCAGCGCCACAAGAGGAGCCCAAUCCGCUGAUGCGAAAAAAGAAGACGCCCGAGGAGUUGGCCGCCGAGGCUGAGCAGGAAGAGCUCGACGAUUUUACAACGAAAUUGAAAAAACGCCUCAGUGAUGCUUUUAAAAAUUGCCCAUUGAGAAACUUGUUCUGAGCAAUUCCAAAAAUCCAGCAAUAAAGUGAAGUGGGAUCCUCCAUUGAUAGUUUCGGUUUCAAAAGUACAUGCAAAGUACAUGUACAUGUGUGUAUGUGUACUUUGUAUACAUAUACAUACUUACAUGCACACAUAGAUACACUUUAGUUUAAGGAUAACCAAUCAACCAAAUCGCUUCGGAUAGCUGAAAUUUCCAUGCGCUUUUCAAAACUUCAACGUGCAUUAUCUGCCAGAUCUGGUUUAGCAGACUUUCUAUGGUGACUAUAACUUUUGUCUGAACUAGGUUUACAUACGAUUACAUACGAUUAUAUGAUGAUUAGUACAACCCUACGAUGUGCCCUUGAACGCAUUAGCAGCUGCACAAAUAAAUUUAUUAGAUCCUCUCCUUGAGAUGGGAAUAAGUCAAAAACUUAUGAAAUCAUUUUAGUUCAUUUUUGUCAUUAGUCUUUUAAGUUUUAGCAAAGCAAAUUCACACACAACAAAUCAAAACUAUUUUCAAUACGUAUUCGAAUGAAAAGAGAAAAGCAAAUAGCGUUAUAGACGAUCCAGAAAUUUAUUGUUAAUUUUGUUAUUUGAAAAACAGCCCCGAGAUUUUGUUGUGUUACUUAAUAAGUACAACGAUAAUAGGAAGAAUAGAAAUCUAUUUAUUAUAUAGUGAAUAGAGAAAACGAAAUAACCAACGUGUUGCAUACAUGAUGAAUAACAAACAACGACAUUAGUUUAAAGCAAUUAGAGAGUAGAUUAACUCACCGCAUACCAAGACGUCUUUCAUAUGUAUGUGCCAAGUGCGCUUUUCUUAAGAUAUUCAAUAUAUAUUGUAGACGAUUUAAAGUGUUUUCGUUACUUGCCAAAGAAAAUAAUUCAUAAGAUUUUCAAAGUACCUGAAAUUCCAAUGACCCUAGUGGAAGUCUUAAAUUAGGUUAAGGUUCUUCGACAAAAACAAUUGCAGAAUAUUAUUAAUGAGUUUAGAUCAUUUGAGAAAGUAUUGUAUCGACAUACAUACCUACAUAAGUACGAGUUUAAUAAUAAUAAUACAAUGCAAAAUCGAAAAAUCGAAAUGAAAAAAAAAAAAAACAAAAAAAUAUAUAACAAGAACAAAAGCUGCUCAAACAUUAUUUCUGACUAAUUGUGUACUUUGAUCGUCUUGAAUACUUUUAAGAGUACCUCUUUAUGUAUUUGCAAUAUAUAUAUGAACUUUUUUCACACUGGACUUACUAUACUUGAAAUCACAGUGUUAAUCUUAACAAUUUAAAUGUAUUUUCCAUGUCAUGUGUUUCAAACAGCCAGUCGAUAUUCGAUAUUCGACCGGUUUGAGCAUAUUCUUACACUAAUAUUUGACAAUUUAAAAUGAAGAAUCCAUCGCUUCGGCGCACCGAAGUUGAAAUAUCCUUUUCAAAAGCUAAAGCUGGCAAA
Messenger RNA from Drosophila sulfurigaster albostrigata, 2284 nucleotides. RefSeq names its product complexin (gene cpx). The transcript is spliced from 7 exons. NCBI's taxonomy places the organism in Eukaryota, Metazoa, Arthropoda, Insecta, Diptera, Drosophilidae. Gene Ontology annotation, biological process: synaptic vesicle exocytosis; regulation of neurotransmitter secretion; neurotransmitter transport. The record is from RefSeq and is a predicted model, not a curated record. Bases 452 to 871 code for a protein of 139 amino acids. Gene Ontology annotation, molecular function: syntaxin binding. Gene Ontology annotation, cellular component: SNARE complex; terminal bouton.